AUGCCAGGGCUUAUUAACCAGACCACCCUCUCCUCGGUCCCCCUCACUGCCUCAGAGGUGACGUCUUGCAUCCGUGGCUAUGCCUUUGGGAUGACAGCCUUGCUCACCUACUGCAACCCAGAAGCCAAGCUUUUGAAGGCAAGUCUCUUCAUCUACCCCUUGGAUGAGGGCACCACUGUCGUGGGGUUCGAGGCGGCCAUGUCCCGACGUGCUAUCACGGUGCAGAUCAAAGACAAAGCCAAGAUGGAUGAUGAGCAUUUCCCACAGUUGUGACACCACAUCUCUCUGGUGUGGUCAUCUCUCCAUACAGGAAGGAUCAUGAUGGAUGAGGACUUGGAGAGGACUGUUUUUGUGGCUAACCUGGGCAUGAUUCCUCCUCUGGAAAGCAUCUCAAUCUUCAUAAGCACCUCUUCUGAGCUGCAGACACUGCCAAGUGGGGCUAUGAGGGUCAUUCUGCCAGCUGUGUGUGUCCCCAGGAUCCUCCAGCCCAGCCUGGAGAACACCAGCAGUUUUUCCAGCCACCAGCUCCCAAUCAACAAACACCACUGGGGAUCAGGGAGCCCAGAGAAAGGGAGCAGAUUCUGCCUGGCUCAGCUGCUGGAGAACGAGGCUACCAACCCCUUUGAGUACGAGUUCAGCUUCCACCUGGAGAUCCGUGGACCCUGUCUGCUGGCAGGAGUUGAGAGCCCCACACAUGAGCUCCGAGCAGAUGCUGACCCCUCUGCUCACUCUGCCAAGAGCAUCAUCAUCACCCUGGCCAACAAACACACCUUUGACAGGCCCGUGGAGAUCUUGAUCCACCCAAGUGAACCCCACAUGCCUCACAUCUUAAUGGAAGAAGGUGACAUGACCCCUGCAGAGUAUGAGCACCACCUGAAGGGAAAGAGUGACUUCAUUAAAGCCACUAAGAAGGACCCCAGCACUGAGAAAAAGACAGAAAUCAUCUGGAAGCGGCUGAACAAGGACAUCCCCCACCACCCUGUCAUCAUGCUUAACUUCUGCCCUGACUUGAUGACCUUCCAGCCAGACCUCCAGAAAGCCCAAGGAGAAUUUAUCUUCCUGGUAGACCGCAGCAGGAGCAUGAGUGGCAUGAACAUCAACCGUGUCAAGGAUGCUCUGUUGGUCAUCCUUAAGAGCCUGAUGCCAGCGUGUCUCUUCAACAUCGUUGGGUUUGGCUCUACCUUCAAGACCCUCUUUCCUUCCAGCCAGGCUUACUGUGAGGAGAGCUUGGCCAUCGCUUGCGAGAGCAUCAAGAAGAUCCGAGCUGACAUGGGUGGCACCAACGUCUUGUCACCAUUGAGGUGGGUUGUUCGACAGCCCAUCCACAGGGGCCACCCCCGCUUGCUCUUUCUGCUGAUGAACGGGGCCAUCAGCAACACGGGGAAGGUCCUGGAGCUGCUGCAGAACCACUCCUGCUCCACCAGGUGCUACAGCUUUGGCAUUGGGCCCAAUGCCUGCAGGAGACUGGUUGGGGGGCUGGCUGGUGUCUCCAGGGGCAUCGCUGAGUUCCUGGUGGAAGGCGAGAGAUUGCAGCCCAAGAUGAUCAAAUCUCUGAAGAAAGCAAUGGCACCAGUCCUGAGUGAUGUGUCUGUGGAGUGGAUCUUCCCUGAGAGCACUGAGGUCUUGGUUUCUCCCAUCAGCACCAGUUGCCUCUUCCCUGGUGACCACCUUGUCAGCUACAGCAUCAUCUGUGACACCUCCCCAUACAUCUCCAAUCCCCAGUCUGACAAGAGGCGACAUUACAGCAUGAUGAGGUCCCAGGAGUCGGGCAGCUCUGUUUUCUUUCACUCCCAGGAGGAGGGAGCAGACGGGGAGAGCUGGAACCACUCCAGAGAUGGGGAAAGCUACUGUCCUGCUGAGCAUGGCCCCCAUCACCUGGUGGUUGGCAGAGAACCUGGGGGAGAAUCAGACACAGACACUCGAAUGGAGGUGAAGGCUUUCUCCAGGAGAAGGGCUUACAGCACAACCCAAAUCAUUGACCACAAGCCUUUCAAGAAGGUGCCCACAGCCAGCGAUCCUGGCACUGACCUGGUGAAAAAUCCCCUCCGGAAAACCCAGCCACAGGACCUGCAGCAGCUCAGCCCUGAGCCCUGGCAGGUGGAUAUCCAGCCCUUGCCAGCCACCUCACUUGGCUCUGCCACCAAGAUCCAUGGUGCUAGUGCCUGGAGGCCAUCCCUGCUCCACCACAGCUGUGUGUCCUUCUGCCACCACACCAAGUCCCCCGUGGCACCUCCAAGAAGGGUCUUGGGACCACUGGAUGCUAGCACUGGCCUGAGGUCUUCAUCGGACAGCGGAAGCCCCAGGGAGCUGGACUCUGCCCAGCAUCCUCCCUUCACAUUUGAAACAGAGACCUCCUCUGACUGGGAACCCCAGGACUUAGACUUCAGUGCUUCCCAUGGCUCCUCCUGUUCUCCCAGGACCUUCUGCAAGGUGAUGGUGAAAGGGCUGAGGAACAACGAACCUGUGCAGUGGGAGGUCACCUUUGAUAUCCACCCACUUUUCCAAGAGCAAGAGAGCCAGGCAGAUGGUGACACAGACCUGUGGAAUGAGACCUUCCACCACCUGGCAGCCAAGUCAGUCAUCCGGGACUUUGAGCAGCUCGCUGAGAAGGAGUGUGACAUCGAGCAUGGGUCUGGGCGCAGGUACCAGAUCAACACUGUCCACACCAGCAAGGCCUGCAACAUCAUCAGCAAGUACACAAUGUUCAUGCCAGUGGACCUGAGCACCAACACCUACCUGCCUACUGUUGUUGAGUACACCCACACAGGGCCAUUACAGAAGCUGCCUACUGCCUCUGCAGAAGUACCAGAAUCCAUUGAGAGCCUCUGUGCUGCCAGGCUGACCUUCAAUAAAACCAGGCUGCUGACUCAAGCUGCCAAAAGGUUCAUGAGUAAAUAUCCAAGCAGAGUGGGUGAAGCCAGCUCUGAGGGCGAGAAUGAGAAGAUGGACUACCUUCCCCUGGCAUCUCUACAGCUGGCCUGUGGUGCCUUCCUCAUGAACUCAGCCUUCUCUGCUGCUGUCAACAUCCCCAUGGAGAAGCUGAAGUGGACCUCUCCCUUCGCCUGCCACCGCUUGGCCCUCAGCCCCUCCAGCUCCUACAGCACCAAGAGGACCAACCCCUCCGUGGAGAAAGAAAGCCUCAGCUCCAGACUGCAGUUCCUGGUUCCUGAUGACCACAGGAAGAGUCCCACCACCAGAGACAUCCCCCUAGGAGCAGUGCCAGAGGGAGCUGGCAGCCAUCCUGAGGACACUGCCCACCUUCGCCACUUCUCAGGCAGCACGGUGGAAAGCAUCUCCAAAGCCCUGAAAGAUGAGAAGGAACUGUCCCCACCAACCAUUGCCAUCCGCCCAGAGAGCACCUUGGCCUCAACCCACCAGCAAACCAACUGUGGUGAGGGCUUGGAGAUGGAUGGGUCUGAAGUCCAAGAGUUGCUCUUUGACAUUGAGCUGCAGCAGCAGACAGAACCAGAGGGGAUGCUCUGGGCCAAGGCAGUGGCCCUGGCCUGGCUGGAGCAUAGCUCAGCUUCUUAUUUCAUCGAGUGGGAGCUGGUGGCAGCCAAGGCCAACCUGUGGCUGAGCCAACAGGACUUCCCCGAGGGAUACAGCUUGGCCACUGUGAAAGCUGCAGCCCAGCAGCUCUUUGACCUGCUCCGGCACUGGGAUGAGAACCUGGAGUUCAACCUGCUGUGCUACAACCCCAACAGCGUUUGA
Molecule: messenger RNA, 3711 nt
Organism: Calypte anna (Anna's hummingbird)
Lineage: Eukaryota; Metazoa; Chordata; Aves; Apodiformes; Trochilidae
Gene: VWA5B1
Product: von Willebrand factor A domain containing 5B1
Exons: 19
Source: RefSeq, a predicted model, not a curated record